AUGAGAGGCAUGACUAGCGGGUCUUCGUGUUAUUUUGAUGCAUGUGAUGAACAGCGGGUGUUUGAGUGGAUAACGUCCACAGGACUUGAGAAUGUGCUUGAUAGGGUGAAUGAUGGAUCUGUGGAGGUGACGCCCAGUUUAUUCAAAUGUGUUGCUAGAGUGUGUCUGGGAAAUGUGCUGAGAACGCUUCCGAGAUCGAUUGAUCUGGUGGGCGAGGCUGGCUUAGCAAGAAGUAAUGGAGCGGUGCUCGGUGAAAUCGAUGCAGACAUUAUGGACGGCUUGCUGGAUGCAGAUGGUGCAAAGGAUGGAUCUUUCCUGUCGAAAGUAUCUCUUAGGCUCAUCAUUGCAACGAUAGCAAAGGCAUCCAGAAAGGAUGUGGAGGCAACGUUUGAUGCAAACGAUAUAUAUGGGCUGGUUGGAAUGAUGAGGUCUGAUGAUCCCAAGGAACGGAUGUAUAUUUGCCAGGUACUUCUUGGUGUUUGUAUGUGCUCAACACAUGCGGCAGCAGUCAAAACGGCCAUUUUUAACGAGAUCACAAGCUUUAUUGAAGGUAUCCGUGUGCACACUGGGAUUGAUGAUCUGCUCAAGAUUGUGAGUGUGGCUGUGUCAGAGAAGAAGUACGAAUGGCAGGAGGUUUAUGUGUUUUACUUCGAAGCAAUACUGAGAAUGGCAAGAAGCCAACGAUGCCAAGGAGUGAACCAGAUAGGAUGUGUGAUUAAAGCAUUCCACAGAAGAUAUCCAAGAGUUUUGCCGUUAGGGCUGAAGUAUUUCAGAAAGGUAUUUGGUGAUAUGUGCUCUGCCAGCAAGGUGAUGAUUGCUUGUGCUGUGAAUGAUGCAAUUGAAUGGAUGAGUCCCGAGAUGCAUUCUGAGGUGAGCGGAGUGAUGUAUGAGUUGAUUAGCCUGUUCUUUUGCUCCGAUCAUUACCUUGUUAUUGAGGUUGCAGCAGACAUGGUGCUGGUAAAUGCAUCAGGCAUUCUGCACAAGAACAGAAGGGAGUUUAUUCCGAGGGUUUUUGAAUCGGUCUACAGGGCAUCGAAGAGGUGUUGGCAUGCAGAGAGUGCUAGUAAAGUGCUGAAGAGUCUUUUAGCUGUUUUCUGGAUGGAUAGUAGUAUGUUUGAGGCAUGCUUGAAGAAAUACAACAAAAAGAGAUGGGAAAGUGGAAUUUACAGGAUGGAUAGAAGUAGCAAUCACUAG
Ordospora pajunii is the source of this 1194-nucleotide messenger RNA. Its product is annotated as protein phosphatase 2A. Lineage: Eukaryota; Fungi; Microsporidia; Ordosporidae. The record is from RefSeq and is a predicted model, not a curated record. The transcript has a single exon. Gene Ontology annotation, molecular function: protein phosphatase regulator activity. Gene Ontology annotation, cellular component: protein phosphatase type 2A complex. Gene Ontology annotation, biological process: signal transduction. The coding region runs from base 1 to 1194 and encodes 397 amino acids.